GUAAAUGUGGAAAUCGAGCGAGACAGGGAGGGGUACAGAGACUUACUGGACCGGGUCUCUCUCUCUCUCUCUCUCUCUCUUGCUUCAAAGUCUUAUUCCUUUCUUUUCGUAAUAUUUUAUUUAAUUUUAAACAUUUCAUACACAACUAUUUUGCUUAUGUAACGCUGCGGUUCUAAACUUGGUUGUGUUUCAAGCCCGGCCGCCGCUGUUUUUUUUUUUUUUCUUCUUCCUCGGGACUUCUGUACAGCGUUGUGAAAAACCAGCAAAGAAGAAAGGAGGAGAAACAACAUGGGGCGAUAAAUGAUAAAAAAGGGAGAAAGAGGAAGGCUCGUGAACCGACGAUGACUCCUUGGGAGGAUCCGUGAAUCAUAUUUAUUAUCAUUUUUUUAAAUUUAUUUAUUUCCCCCCCCACACUCCCGCUUCCUUUUGUCUUUUUUUUGGGGGGGGGUUGCAUUUUUUUCCGCCUCUCCUCGCUACUUUAGGGAGAUUAUUUGGAAGGGUUAGCGGGGCACCUUUUAAGAGGAAGCGGACACAAGCAUGAUGGACCAAGCCGGCAUCCUGAGAAAGUUUAUCCAGGGCGUGAGGUCCAUGACCGAAGGGGACGACGACCGGGGAGAGGACAACUUCGGCAGCGACUUUAUGCGUCUCCGGCGGCUGUCCACCAAGUACCGCACGGAGAAGAUCUACCCCACCAACAUUGGCGAGCGAGAGGAAAACGUCAAGAAGAACCGAUAUAAGGACAUACUGCCGUUCGAUCACACUCGAGUGAAGCUGACGUUAAAAACAACCAAUCAGGAUACAGAUUACAUCAAUGCCAAUUUCAUUAAGGGCAUGGAUGGCCCAGAGGCCUACAUCGCAACUCAGGGCCCCCUCCCCAAUACUGUGGUGGAUUUUUGGAGGAUGAACUGGGAGUACAACGUAGCCGUUAUUGUGAUGGCCUGUCGAGAGUUUGAGAUGGGAAGGAAAAAAUGCGAGCGGUAUUUCCCGCUGUUCGGGGAGCCCGUGAGUUUUGGCCCGUUCAGAAUCUCCUGCGAAUCGGAGCAGGCCAGGACCGACUACUCCAUCCGCACUCUGGUCGUGGAGUAUGAGAAUGAAACCCGGAGGAUAACGCAGUUCCAUUACAUAAAUUGGCCCGAUCACGACGUCCCUUCGUCGUUUGACUCCAUCCUGGAUAUGAUCGGACUAAUGAGAGAAUACCAAGAAAACGACGACGUCCCCAUAUGUGUGCAUUGCAGUGCUGGCUGUGGGAGGACAGGAGCCAUCUGUGCCAUUGACUACACAUGGAACCUCCUCAAAGCUGGGAAAAUUCCAGAAGAUUUCAACGUAUUCCGGUUGAUCCAAGAAAUGAGGACGCAGCGACACUCAGCUGUUCAAACGAAGGAGCAGUACGAGUUAGUCCACCGAGCAAUCGCGCAGCUCUUCCAGAAGCAGCUGCAGCUACUGGAGAGCCCCACAAACGUGCAGAUACAUGACGUCAUGGAUGAAAGAAGUCCAGACAAAGUAAGCCAGCAGUCAGAUGAUGAGCGAUGGGACACGCCUCCUCCUAAACCACCUCGCAUACGCAGUACACAAGUGGAAGGGGAUGUCAAAGAGGAGAUACUGCAGCCCCCCGAGCCUCAUCCUGUGCCCCCCAUACUGACCCCAUCGCCCCCGUCAGCUUUCCCCACCGUCACCAACGUUCGCCAGGACAACGACCGCUACCAUCCCAAGCCCGUUAUACACGUCCUGGCCACCGCACAGCAGAACAUCACUCAGAAUGAAGGCGCGGCCAAGGAGAAGAAUGUGGCAGAAGCAGAUCCCACGACAAAGACCGGUCCAUCAGAACCAAGAGAUCAAAAUCUGCUCUGUCAAAAGCAGCAGAUGUCCAAUUUGGAUCUCAAUGAAAACUACAACAACAAACUAUCUGCGGCGACAGCAAAGUCUGAAUCGGGCCCAAGCUUGUCUCCUUCUUUGCCCGUAUCGCCCGCAGCCGAAAGCUGCGGCGCGCCACGGAUCGAGAGGAAGCUCAGCAUCGAGAUUAAAAAGGUGCCUUUGCAGGAAGGACCUCGUAGCUUCGACACUUCCUCCGCCACGGGAGGGGCGGGCGCAGCGGGUGGUGUCUCGACCAACACCGCUGGCAUGCUGCAGAGAUGUCACGCCUUCAAGGCCCGCUCUGGACAGUCCGCCCUCACGUCCAGCUCCUCGCUGUCCGAAGACUCCGGUACGGAGGGCGGGGCGGGCGGAUGCGGCGAGAGCCAACAGGAUGCCGGCGUCCUCGCCAGACCGAACCACCUCCCAGUGAAGAGCGAUGGCGGAGAGAGAGCGGAGCUGAAGGCCGGCCACGUGGCGUGGACUCAACCCUGUGGCAGCCCCGAAAAGCAUUUCCCGAAGACCUCCUCGUCCUCAUCCUCCUCCGAUCGCGUCGCGCCGUCUUCCUCCUCUUCCUCCCAUCUUUCCUCCUCGUCCUCCUCCUCCUCCACUCCAGUCAGGACUGCGCUGAGUUUCACCAACCCGCUGCAUUCCGACAACUCUGACGAAGAGGGCGACGGCGAGAUGUCGGCGGGCAAGGAGGGUUAUCGCACCAGUGUUUCCACGGCGACAGUCACGUCCCUUCACUUUGGAGAUAACCAGCCGGUGCGGAAAGUGUCACCUCUGUCCAUCGCGGGGCAGAGCUCCUCGUCGCCCGCUGCAGUCACAGCAAACCCUCUGGAGGUCAGGACCCCAUCCUCGGUUGAGUUGAGCGGUUCGCACAAAGAUCUGUCCGAGUGCGUGAAGAAGACCUCUCCAGCUGAUUGUCAACGUUCCAGCUCCGCAGCAACCAAUAGCAAGGCAGACCUGGGUGGGGUUCGAUAACUGUCGCAUUCCGCCCAAAGGCCUUCCACGACGCCCCCUGGAGUGGACAUGACGGAGCGCUCCGCCCGCAACAAUGUAAUCCCUUUGGAGACGGAUGGGCGGUUCGAAACCGAGCUUAUGAGACGCCGUGCCCGCGGCUCUCCCUUCUUCCUCAUCCUCUUCUUCAGUUUCCCCCCUCCCAACGCAGUAAGCCGGAGGCUUGUCCGUUCGGAACCAAGAACGGGACUGUCCUCUGCAGCUCGCCGAUGUCGGGCCUGGGCUCCGUCUGCUUACUCCCCGGUUAGUUUGAAGCCUGAUAUCCUUGACGUGAGAGCAAAUAAGGACCGCGAUCCUCUCUUUACCUCGGAGACACUUCCUCUUCGACCAAACGGAAGCUCUUCUGUUAGACGUUCUCCUUUCGACCUACACUAGCUAGAAGCGGUCCUUCUACAGAACGAGCAACAAUCUUCAAAGCAAAGCGAGAUAAUCUUAGUUCCUCAUGGCGCAACCUCCCGGGGAGGCCACGCUCCUUCUCCCUUCACUCUUCUCCCUCUUCCUGCGCGCCGGCGCUACGUUACUGGAAGACAGCAGCGGACUGUCGCGUCUCGUCUCUUUCACGGUUGGUGUGGGAACGUGUUAGAUGCAGUACUUAAUACUUUUACGGUGGCCUGUUUUUUAACCGGAGACCCAGAGUGACAUGAUUUGGUCCUAAUAUCUUGUUACUAGCAGGUUAAAAAAAAUAAAAUGGCCACGUUUCCACCAGGCGUUGCGGUUCUACAGCCUGUAGUGCAACAACCACCCUUUCCCCCAAAGGAAGGUUCCCGAAGUGUACACUUAGCUUGAAAAGACACCGCUAAGGCUAUUUGGAGUGUAUAUUUCGAAGGACGACGUGAAAGCGCAGUGCUGAACCACAAACCACCGUUACCGCACGCCAGUUGCAAUCGACCUCUUGUCUCAAGCUCAAUCACCUUCAUCCGUUAUUUAAAAGCUGUCGAUAAGGACCAAACAACUGCGCUUACAAAGAUUUUGGUUCUCCGCCCUGGGACUAUUAGCUGGCCUUAGCGUGUCAACCGCGGUCGUCCUCGGGUUUUCUUUCACGUCCUUCUCGCAUCGCGCUUUGGUAUUAUUUGCGGCGACUUAAGGUUUUCUGUCGCUGUCCCUUUUGUUUUUUUUGGUUCUUCCUCUCCCCCCUUGUGAGGGCGACCAUCAGGUGAACGACCCCGCAAGUCCACUUUUGCGGGGUCAACCGCUCGUCAAAAACAACAACCUGUGUUAUGUUGCACAUGCGAUACUCUCGUGGGAGUUCACUGACACCAGGAGCGUCCAAAGGAUCUCACAUUUGACCGACAAAGGACAAAACUUGUUUUCUCUCGACUUCUAUGACGGUAUAUGCGUUGUUUUAAAUACAUAUAUAUAUAUUUUUUUUUUUUUUAAAAAAGGAUCAACAAAACUGUACAGGUCAGUUGAGCUCUAUUUUAUUUCAGAUUUUCUUUCCGUUUUAAGAGAAGAUGUAAGAAAGUCUGUGCAACCAAACAUUUUUUUUUUCUUUUUGCCUUUGGAAAAUAAUUCAGGGUUGAAUUUUUUUACAUUUAUGCUUAAAGAUUAUUUUAAUUGGUCGACACAAGAAAAGUCACCUGCUGGCUUUUUUUCAUAUAGUAGCCACAAAUGGGCUCAGAUUAAGAUUGUAAUAAUAUUGUUCAUGACGAUAAUAAUAUUUUUUUUUUUGGUAAUUGGUUUUAAAUGUUAUUUUUGUACGCCCCAUUGUUUGUCGCUUCGUCUCUUUCGCGUUGACAUGCACAACUCCCCCUCUUUGUCGAUCAGCCCCGGCCCAUUGAACGCAUAUCCAUUUUUUUUUGUCUUUCAUACCUCGUAUCCAUAGCGACGCGUUUUAUUUAUCGUUCCUUGGUCUUCAGGUUUCGCCAGCAAAACAGUAUGCACACCGUCCUCGAUCUCAGAACGAGUCCACCUGUGCCUUUAAGAAACAGCCUUGCCCCCCCACCUCAUCCCCACCUUAAGUCACCACCCACCAAUAAUGCCGUUCAUAAUUGCUGCUUACGCUAUUUGUUUAGUCCUGUAUAACUCAAAUUGUUGUCGCCCAGAAAAAAAAAAAAACAAACACACAAAAUAUUUGUAUGUUGCAGAAAUCAAUCAGUAAAAUGAACAUUAUAUAAA
Messenger RNA from Syngnathoides biaculeatus (alligator pipefish), 4983 nucleotides. Its product is annotated as tyrosine-protein phosphatase non-receptor type 12-like. Gene Ontology annotation, molecular function: non-membrane spanning protein tyrosine phosphatase activity. Lineage: Eukaryota; Metazoa; Chordata; Actinopteri; Syngnathiformes; Syngnathidae. The transcript is spliced from 17 exons. Gene Ontology annotation, biological process: peptidyl-tyrosine dephosphorylation. Gene Ontology annotation, cellular component: nucleus; cytoplasm. The record is from RefSeq and is a predicted model, not a curated record. The coding region runs from base 538 to 2832 and encodes 764 amino acids.